GGCACCACUGGAGAAGGCAAGUUGCGGGCGCUGAAAAAGCCUCGGCGGGCUAGCGGACUGGCACUUGCUUCCCGUCGUCGCCCCUCCAGGAUGCUAGAUUUGGAUUACGCGCAGCCUGAUGGAUCCCAAUAUGGCUAUGUGUUCCCCAGCGGAUUUAUCAGUGAUUUGGACUCUUACAAGCAAGAACCCACAUUUCCUCCCUGUCUUGGAGAUCCGGAGAGCUCCCCAGAGUCUUGUAUGAACUGGCUAGAGAUGCAAGAACCUGGAUAUGAACCCUUCGAGAUAGGACACCUGGCUCAACUGCAGAAUGUCCAAGUCUCCUACCCGCCUGGCACUUACCCUCAAGCACAACUCUCUUUAGAACCAAUCUACAACCAUGAGGGAAUGAUGCCUGCCCAGAAUUCAGCUAUGGUAUUCAAGGACGAAUACAACACUGAGAUCUAUCUGCCAUAUGAACAAUAUUCUACUCCAAGGGAAAUAUGUAGCCCAUUGUCAGAAGAGGGGGAAUUUCACAAGGAUGGCCGGAAUCUGGAAGUAUCUUCUGAGAGUGAUUUGGAUGAGAAUCUCUUGUCUAGGUUUGAUUCUGGCUGUCGCCGGAAACUCCGCCUCUACCAGUUUUUGCUGGAGCUCCUUGAAGGUGGUGACAUGAAAGAAUGUGUGUGGUGGGUGCAACGUGAUGCGGGCAUCUUCCAGUUCUCUUCAAAGCACAAGGAGCUUCUGGCACACCGUUGGGGCCAACAGAAAGGCAAUCGCAAGAAAAUGACCUACCAAAAAAUGGCCCGAGCUCUGCGCAACUAUGGCAAAACAGGCGAGAUCCGCAAGGUGAAGAAGAAGCUCACGUACCAAUUUGGGACCUCACUGCUGAGCCCAUCACCUUCUUCCUAAAGCCCUCAGGACCCCUGGGCCAGAAUAGCCUCCAAUGAAAUGCUUCCUUUGUUGGCUUUCUUGAAAACUCUAAUUGGGCAUUUGCCAGCAUGGCUGUAUUAGAGAACCUGCCAGAUGCUUUGCACUAAGCAAGGAGGGUGGAUCUGAAGGCAAUGAGGGCUUUUAUUGGGUGGGGGUGGGGGUUCUGCACUUUAAGGGAAGGUUUAUGAAUCAGAACUUGGAAGGUUUCCUUUUUGCGAUGGGAAAAUGAGGUACAGCUGAAAUGCAUGAGGCUGGGAUUCCUGGAUUGAUCUUUCCUGGAUGGUUUGAGAAUUAGAGUUCAUAUCAACUCUUGGGGAUCCUUGGUGGAAUGAAAAAGAGAUGAGACAGCAGCAGAGCUGCUAAAUUAUUUUUGAGUAUGGCCUUAAUGGAUUUAUGGCUCCUCCCUAAAAUAUUAGUGGUGUCUCCCUACAAUUGCACAGGACUUAAUCCAAUGCUUAUCUUAUUCUCUUGCCAUUACAUGCCUUACUGUUUCAUCAACAUGAAUGACCUCUGGAGCAAGUAGGAAAAUUGUGCAGAGCAUAGUUCUGGAACUCUUUCCAAUCUCUUAAUAGCUACUCCACUCAUAUGAUCAGGAAGUAAGAGUGGACGAAUCAGCCACUGUCUGAGCUGCUGCCCAGAUUCAACCCAUUUUUUAUCUUUCUUUUGCCAGCUUCCUUCCUCAUACCAAAUUUGGUUCUGUUCAGUUUCCAGAGAAUAAUCUAGAAAGACAGUUGGUUAGAAUCCUUUAAAACACCUAGACAGUUUCUUUAAGUAACAAACAAUUGGUAAAGAGAGGCAUCAUCCCACAAGUGCUGGUCUGAAAAAGUACCCAUCUCUUGUACUUAGACCCCACAAAUACUCUGGAAGCAAACCAAAGGCAGAUAUGCAGUUUUGGAUUUAUAUGAAUUCUCUGGGUUAAUAUGACCCUCUAUGGUAGUUCCACAAAAGCAGUUUGAAAACAACUCCAAACACUUUUGCAAUGUUGACAAUGUCAGAGAACUGCGCUAAUUAGUUUCCAAUUCAUCACUGGUAUAAGUAGUCCUUGGCUAAUGACAACAAUUAGGUCUGGAGUCGCUAAGUAAAGCAGUUUCUAUUGUUCAGCAAAGACCAUGUGAGUUGUUGAACAAUAACCUCAUGUGACCACAACUUCUGACUUCCUGCCAGCUUCAUUACUUAAUUUACUUGUAAGUAGUCGGUAGAGAACUUUGGAAAUCAUGAUCACAUGACUGUGGGGAUACUGUGAUCUUUACAGACUACUAUAAGUUUAUACUACUAUACAGUAGUAUAGUAGUAUACUACUAUACUACUUUACAGACUACUAUAAGUUGUUCAGCCCUGUCCCAAGCUUGAAUGUUCUCUGAACCAAUGGUCAUAACCCGAGGAACAUCUGAACCUUGACUUUGAUAACUUUGUACCCCCCUCUCGGUCUUUUCAGUUUCUUCUUUCAGCAAGAAAUAAUUUAUGGGUUGCCAGUUUCCCUUUCUGUACUUGAAAUACAGUAAAUGGAUAUUUGUUGCUUGGAGGAAGUUACUUCUCUCUGAAUGUUGAAGUCCGUGCACCUUAAAAUUGCCAAGGUUGAAAAUUAGUGCUAUAGGGUCAGCAAAUUUUGGAUCAGGGCAAUGAUCUUUACUUCUGGUUCAUCUGUUGGUAGAAGCAAUCACUUACAAAUUGCUUCUAAAGCCUGGGAAAUGGAAACAGUGGGGAUGUGGAAAUGGCCUGAUUUAGAAUCAUUUGAGCAUCAUGGUGGGAAGGAAGCAGAUUAUUCAUGUCCGUGAGACUUUCUAUUAGUCUUUCCUCUUGGGAGCCAAGACAGAUUCACCACUUUUGAUAAGUCAUGUUUUGUUUAGCCACAGUUUGCUGUCUUAACUAAAAUUGGUUGUGUAACCAAAUUACUGUGGUUUGUUGAGUUACAGCUAAUGAAGUUGUGCAACUCCAGUUUUGUGGGCUGGCCUUUUGUAACUGGAGGAAACACAAGAUGAGGCCCAUAGGGCUUGGAUCUAACAACAGUCAGGAUAAACAUGAGGAAGCUUUCAGGAGGGAGGGAUAUAAUAGAUCUUCAAAUAGUAGAAAAAAGAUAAUAUUGA
Ahaetulla prasina is the source of this 2990-nucleotide messenger RNA. It is a transcript of the gene SPIB, whose product is annotated as Spi-B transcription factor. The record is from RefSeq and is a predicted model, not a curated record. The transcript is spliced from 6 exons. Gene Ontology annotation, cellular component: nucleus. Gene Ontology annotation, molecular function: sequence-specific DNA binding; DNA-binding transcription factor activity, RNA polymerase II-specific. Bases 91 to 885 code for a protein of 264 amino acids. NCBI's taxonomy places the organism in Eukaryota, Metazoa, Chordata, Lepidosauria, Squamata, Colubridae. Gene Ontology annotation, biological process: cell differentiation; regulation of transcription by RNA polymerase II.